Messenger RNA from Cyclopterus lumpus (lumpfish), 855 nucleotides. RefSeq names its product FCF1 rRNA-processing protein (gene fcf1). Bases 96 to 689 code for a protein of 197 amino acids. Gene Ontology annotation, cellular component: small-subunit processome; nucleolus. NCBI's taxonomy places the organism in Eukaryota, Metazoa, Chordata, Actinopteri, Perciformes, Cyclopteridae. The transcript is spliced from 8 exons. The record is from RefSeq and is a predicted model, not a curated record.
CGAGGCUUGAUUACGUCACACGUAAUCGGGUCCAUACAGUACACGAGGGGGAAAGGAGAAGGUUCUACUCAGAUCUGUGAUCUCAAAUAUAAACCAUGGGGAAGCAGAAAACAAAGAAGUUUGCUGCAAUGAAGAGAAUGAUAAGUCCGAAGGAUAACAGAAUAAAAGAGAAGGACCGAGCUAAACCAAAGGAGAAAAAGAAGAAAGAUCCCUCAUUGCUCAAGGAGAGAGAAGUGACAAAGUACCCAUCAUGUCUGUUCUUCCAGUACAAUACUCAGCUUGGUCCACCGUACCACGUUCUGGUAGACACCAAUUUCAUCAACUUCUCCAUCAAGGCCAAACUGGACAUUGUUCAGUCUAUGAUGGACUGCCUGUAUGCAAAAUGUAUCCCAUGUAUCACAGACUGUGUGAUGGCUGAGAUUGAAAAGCUUGGAAUGAAAUACAGAGUCGCACUCAGGAUAUCCAAGGAUCCACGGUUUGAACGGUUCCCGUGCACACACAAGGGGACAUAUGCCGAUGACUGUUUAGUCCAAAGGGUAACACAGCACAAGUGUUACAUCCUGGCCACUGUGGACAGAGAUCUGAAGAGAAGAGUCAGGAAGAUCCCCGGUGUACCCAUCAUGUACAUCUCAAACCACAGGUACAAUAUUGAACGGAUGCCUGAUGACUUUGGUGCGCCAAGGGUUUAACAUUUCUACAACUGAGCUAGACCUGUAAAUAGUUUCCUGUUUAUUAUGACUUUCCUUUUGUGUGAGAUUUGGUGAGGAUGGGCUGGGUUUGACAGCAAAUUACUCUUUUUUGUUUUUGUUUUUAUGAAACCUUUUGUUACAAGAAUAAAUCGAUUGUUGCAAUGUC